This is a messenger RNA of Lineus longissimus, 1578 nucleotides long. Its product is annotated as beta-1,3-galactosyltransferase 1-like. The transcript has a single exon. The coding region runs from base 391 to 1578 and encodes 395 amino acids. Gene Ontology annotation, cellular component: Golgi membrane. Gene Ontology annotation, molecular function: hexosyltransferase activity. The record is from RefSeq and is a predicted model, not a curated record. NCBI's taxonomy places the organism in Eukaryota, Metazoa, Nemertea, Pilidiophora, Heteronemertea, Lineidae.
UUGAGGAAUACUUGCCAAAGGACACCACUUUUGGGAACGUUUGAGAAGAAUGUUAGAAGUGGUUAACUCAUCCUGCUGGGUUGCAUACAUUUUAAGGCCAUUGGCAAAAUAUUUGGUUUUGUCGUCCCCUCCUGGAAAAAUCAUUCCAUUCACGGCAUUGGUAGGAAAGCAAUAUCAUGGACUAACGCAGUUCUGGAGGAAUCAGAAUGACUUGGACACAAGUCUGUAGGAAUUGAACAGACAGUGACAUGGAGGUACAUAUUGGUAGGAAUUGGAACAGGCAAUGACAUGGACAGGCUCAAAUCGGUUGGAAUUAAAAACAGGAAACUUCAUGGACAGUUGCAAAUCGUUGGGAAUUGAAGCAUUCAGUGACAUUGCUGUUUGGUGGAGAUGAGGUCAAUUUUUCUGCGGUUAGUUCUGGUCAUUUUGGCAAUGAACGUUUUGUGUUAUUACUGGAUGGAUUCAUUUGUGCACCAGCUGGUGCCCCAUCGAAGUGAGUGGAGGAGGCUUGAGUUGAGUGCUUUGGAACGAACUGAAAAACUAUUCAGUUAUUCGCGACAUGUAAAGACAAAUUUGGCUAAAAAGCAGUCGUUGGGAACAGGGGAAGUCCAAUCACAAUCAAUUAAACUAAAACCAAUGAACUUACAAACUAUAGAUCAGAAGACAGCUGACAUGUUGCAUCGAGCAUCACUCUUAAUGGAUGAUUUGAUUCUGUCACCUCCCCCAUGUGAAGACAGUAUCUAUUUGCUCAUUAUGGUCAUAAGUUCAGCAAAGAACUUCAAUCGCCGUACAGGGAUGAGGGAUUCUAUAAAGGUUAGGCCCUAUCGGGGGAAGAGUGUUCGAUUUGUUUUUGUUACUGCAAGAGCAGAUGACCAAAUGACAGAUGCCAAACUUCACUAUGAAAGUCUAAGAUAUCGAGACAUUAUCCUGACUAAUCAUAAGGAUGCCUACCGAAAUAUGACCUAUAAGGCUCUUGAAACUCUAAAGUGGAAGCUGACAAAAUGUCAACAUGCAAAAUUCUUGUUAAAAAUGGAUGACGAUGUGUUGGUCAUCUAUGAAAACAUUGUAGACUACGCUAUAGAUUUAGAGUUGAAGAAUCUAACCGUUGUCUAUGCAGGUAUGCGCAAUAAUGUCAAAGUCGUUAGGGAUCCCAAAAGCAAGUGGUACAUGUCCCACAAAGAUUAUGCAAAUGACACUUUACCACCCUACAUUAGUGGAUAUGCUAUUUUAUUUUCACAAGUCGCUGUUCGGGAGAUUUAUCGUGCGUCUUUCCAUGUCUCACGUGUUUACAAAAUACCAAGGCAGACAUUCCCAAUCGAUGACGCUUUCAUUGGAAUCUGUGCACACUACGCGAAAAUAAAACUAACGAAAAUGCGAUGGGCGUGCUUGGUCUGGAACUACCUGAAACACGCUGUCACUAAAGAAAAAUGUAUCCUGGUGAAAUUAAAAGUUGUGCAUCAGAUACCUGGUUACCGAAGCAUGAAAAGGUAUUUGAAAUGGCUACAAACUAGGAGUGUGCAUGAAAGGAAUGCUUGUCGAAAGAAGGAUAUAACACUUACUAAAACUUGCUUUUGGUAA